Spinacia oleracea (spinach) is the source of this 1428-nucleotide messenger RNA. RefSeq names its product serine/threonine-protein kinase WNK8-like. Gene Ontology annotation, molecular function: protein kinase activity; ATP binding. The transcript has 2 exons. The record is from RefSeq and is a predicted model, not a curated record. The coding region runs from base 1 to 1428 and encodes 475 amino acids. Gene Ontology annotation, biological process: protein phosphorylation. NCBI's taxonomy places the organism in Eukaryota, Viridiplantae, Streptophyta, Magnoliopsida, Caryophyllales, Amaranthaceae.
AUGUCUUCAUGUUCGAGUACUAGUUCACAGGUUGCCGAGACAGAUCCGACAGGGCAAUACGAAAGGUACAACGAGAUGUUAGGAGAAGGGUUUUACAAGAAAGUUUACAAGGGAUUUGAUAAUUUAAAUGGUAUGGAAAUCGCAUGGUGUCGAAUUAAGAUAACAACUAAAAUGUCAAAAUCUGACCCUGAUACUGUUAUGCGUUUGUGUACAGAAGCCUGUCUGGUUAAGAAUAUACACCAUGAAAAUAUAGUAAAAUGCUACCGUUCCUGGAUUGAUUAUGAAAACAAGAUCAUUCACAUAAUUACUGAACUUUUUACUUCUAUGACUAUGCGGCAAUACAUCAUGAAUCAUGUUCUUGUUGAUGUUACAGCAGUCAAGAAAUGGUGCAGACAGAUUCUUAACGCGUUGGAUUAUCUUCACACUCGUAAUCCACCCAUCCUUCACCGUGAUGUUAAGGUAGAAAAUAUGUUUGUUUGUGGGAAUUCAGGUACAGUUAAACUCGGAGAUUUUGGUGUGGCCACGGUUUUGAAACCGGGUCAUGGUGCAGUGGGUGUUUUUGGUACAGCACAGUACAUGGCACCAGAGAUUUUCAGAGGAAAUUAUAAUCAACUUGUUGACAUUCAUUCUUUUGGGAUAUGUGUGUUACAGAUGGUUACUGGUAUAGACAAACUGUACGGAGAAUGCACAUAUAAAGAGCAGAUUUACAAAGAGAUUAUGGCGGGUGUAAGGCCUGAAGUGCUAAGUACUGUGACAGACACACAGGCUAAGCAGUUCAUUGAGAGGUGUCUGUCUCCUGCAUAUAAGAGACCCUCAGCAAAGGAGCUAUUGAAUGAUCCGUUUCUUGGACCGAGUGUUGCUUCCACGUCAACAGUACGGACUAAUUUGAGUCUGAUGCCUUGUAGUAUACGUGAUCAGGUUGAUAGAUUAGUAGGGGUUGAAAAGGAGGUUGAGUUUGGGGACAGGAAGGUUAAUUUCCUAGGGAAAAUGAAGGACAGAGUUAUGAUAAGAAUUGUGUUGAGUAUCAUCUAUAAUGUUGGAGGUAAUGAGGUUGAAGAAAUGGAGUUAGAGUUUUCAAUCCAGAAAGAUAAAGUUGAUCAGUUUGUCAUGAAGAAUAUUGCUAAACAACUUGAGUUGUCAACUGAAGAUGUUGCAGUGGCUAUUGAGAUUAUGGAUCAACUGAUAAAAGAAGUUAUGUGCAAUCAGAAUUCUGCCUAUAAAGGUGUUUUGAAUGCUCAGAAUUUAUCUGAUGAAGACCCGUUUUCCAGUUAUUAUGAAUAUUAUGAUGACAAACAGAAAUCUGAGAGAAUGUCUAAUUGCUUUGGGAAGCUGAGCAAGCUGUCUAAGCUGAGAACCUUUUCCUGGCUUUUUGUUUUGAUGGAUUACAAUAUUAGGAUGCAUUUUUCUGACAAGCUAAUCCCUGAUUAA